Pseudophryne corroboree (corroboree frog) is the source of this 2054-nucleotide messenger RNA. RefSeq names its product calmodulin like 4 (gene CALML4). Gene Ontology annotation, molecular function: calcium ion binding. The transcript is spliced from 5 exons. Gene Ontology annotation, cellular component: myosin II complex. Bases 381 to 920 code for a protein of 179 amino acids. The record is from RefSeq and is a predicted model, not a curated record. Lineage: Eukaryota; Metazoa; Chordata; Amphibia; Anura; Myobatrachidae.
CUAAGGGGGGACAGCCAGCGAUCACGUAGGUCCAGUUCUGCACAUACUCAGAACAGGUCCUGUGUAUGCGCUGUUCCCCCACAAUUGGAUUUCUAUGUAAAUCAUCGGGUUUAGGUACAAAUCGGAAUCAGGACCAGAGUCAAUAGUAUAAUGGUGUAGUGCAUUUAGAAGCUAAGAAUCCUGACUUUUGGUAUGGGUACAAUGUAAUGGCAAGUAUGACAAUCAUCCAAGACCAAGGUUGUGCUCCCAGCAACUUAUAAAUGCUUCAUGAGGAUUCUUGUGUGACAGCUGUUUUAUGGAGGUAAUAGAACCUGGAGGAGCUGUUAUCUGGUGUAUAAUGCUGGAAUCUGACCCGCGGUCUCCAUGGCAAUAGAAUAAUUAUGACAGGAUGUCCUAUGUCUUCCUGUGUGGACUUUAACAUCUCGCACAAAGCAGGAAGCACAGCGCAGACAGUAAACAUGACCAAGUUCCUGUCUCAGGAUGACAUACAAAAGUUCAAGGAAUGUUUUUCCCUGCAUGAUAAGAAGGGAAAGGGAAAGAUUCCUGCUGAUGACCUCCUGACUGUCAUGCGCUGCCUGGGGACCUGUCCCACCCCAGGUGAAGUCACACGUCACCUACAGGUCCAGAAAAUCGCUAAAGAUGGCGAGAUAGAUUUCUCUACCUUUCUGACCAUUAUGUACCGCCAGCAGAAGCAGGAAGACCCGGAAAACGAGAUUCUUGUAGCCAUGUUAAUGACUGACAGGCAAAAGAAUGGACUCAUCCCACUGGCUGAGCUCAAAUCUAAGCUUACUAAAAUGGGGGAGAAGCUAACGCCUGAGGAAGUUGAUGACCUCCUUCGAGAUGCUGAGGUGGGAACUGAUGGGAUGGUGAAGUAUGAGGAAUUUGUGAGGAAGAUAACACUGCCCCGCCCAGAUUACUAAUUCCUCUCCUGGUUUUGUUAUGCUGAACAUUUGAAAAAUAGAUGUUUAUGUGUAAACGACACAAAAAUAGUAAUGUUAUAGCUACACUUAUUUAUUAUUAUGUAAUUGGUCAGUAGUUUCCAAACUAGGUUCCAUGGGUCACUUGUAGGGUUGGCGCGGGUUGGUGGUCAAGGACCAAGUUAAAUUACUUAUGGUAUAUGUGAUAGGAGGCAAAACCAGUGGUAUUGGCUGCCAAUCAUAAACUAUGUGGACACAUAGACUCACAAUCCUGUCCACCACCAGAUAAGUGAACAUAAGGAUGACAAGCAAACACAAUUUACUUAAUUUAAUAUUUUUUGCUGAAUUACUCUAUUAAAAAACAUUUGGCUUAAGGGUGUAGUGAAAAAAAUGUUGAUACUGUAGGGUGCUGUGAUUCAAGAAAGUUUGAGAACCACUGUAAUAGGCUAUGACCGGUAGUGAAGGUUGCCAUGUUCUGGGCUAAACAAUUAUCAAGCAUUAAAUGAAACCUGGCUAUGGCAAACAAUACUUAAGACAAGCAUGCUGCCUUAAAAAAGAACAACUGAUUUGAAAGGCGUCGGGUGCGAGUAACAGGGACUCUUCCAAAUAAAUCUUAUCUUUUUCAAGUCCUGUUUGCUGUAACCGAGCUGCAAGAAGUGAACUUGUUUUUUUUUUUUAUAAAUUCUGUUAUUUACGGAUUUGGUAUGCGUGAUCGGUCAGCAUACCUCCACCGGUAUCCUGGCAGCGGAAUGUCGGCGGGAGGUAUGGGGCCAUGCGUAACAAGCCCCUUGCAGGCUUGCUGCACUCCCCACGUUGCAGGCUUGGUGGCGACCGCAGGUUCUAUUCCCACUGUAUGGGUGUCGUGGACACCCGUGACUAGGAAUAGAUCCUGCUAGUCGGCAUGCCGACUGUCGGGAUUCUCAGGGGGCGGGAUGUAGGGGGAGGUGUUGUGACCAGCGGCCUCCUGAUCGCCGGUCUCAUAACUACAUCCCAUUAUUACAUCCUACAACUGUUAGUAAUCUACUUUGUCUUGUUUACCUGGAAUUGUUCUAAGUUUAAUAUUCACUGUUUUAUUAUGGUAUUACAAGUGUGUUUUUAGUAUGAGGUUUGCAAUAAAAAAGAAGGUAUUACACUAUC